Molecule: messenger RNA, 426 nt
Organism: Beauveria bassiana ARSEF 2860
Lineage: Eukaryota; Fungi; Ascomycota; Sordariomycetes; Hypocreales; Cordycipitaceae
Product: 6-O-methylguanine DNA methyltransferase
Exons: 2
Coding region: 1-426 (141 amino acids)
Biological process (GO): DNA repair
Molecular function (GO): catalytic activity
Source: RefSeq, a predicted model, not a curated record
AUGCCUCGCACAGACGAAGCCGCCGCCUUUUUCCACGCCGUCUACUCUGCCAUUAGCGAGAUUCCCCACGGCCGAGUCACCUCUUACGGCCACAUUGCCGCCUUGAUUGGCACUCCACAGCGACCUCGUCAAGUCGGCGUCUGCCUCAAGCACCUCCCCGACGACCCCUCGGCGCGGUGGAACCACGCGACGGUGCCGUGGCAGCGCGUCGUCAAUGCCCGCGGCGUCAUCUCCCCGCGGAACCACCCGACGGCCGUGCGUACGCAGGCGGAGCUGCUGCGCGACGAGGGCGUCGAGGUCGCCGCCGGCGGGCUGGGCGAGCUGAGCGUCAAUCUGGACGAGUACGGCUGGUUUCCGUCGGUGCUGCCGUCUGAGGAGCAAGCCGGCGCAGAGGUCGGGCCGGAUGUCGAGGUCAAUACAGAGUAG